Penicillium pulvis is the source of this 1026-nucleotide messenger RNA. Its product is annotated as dual specificity protein phosphatase family protein. The transcript has a single exon. Gene Ontology annotation, cellular component: nucleoplasm; cytoplasm. The coding region runs from base 1 to 1026 and encodes 341 amino acids. Gene Ontology annotation, molecular function: protein tyrosine/serine/threonine phosphatase activity; F-box domain binding. Gene Ontology annotation, biological process: negative regulation of SCF-dependent proteasomal ubiquitin-dependent catabolic process; negative regulation of protein binding; regulation of ERK1 and ERK2 cascade. The record is from RefSeq and is a predicted model, not a curated record. Lineage: Eukaryota; Fungi; Ascomycota; Eurotiomycetes; Eurotiales; Aspergillaceae.
AUGGCCGGCUUCAACUCAAAAGAAAUUCCAAUGUCUCAAAAUGCCAAUACUCCAUAUAUGCGCACACAAGAAUACGCCUCAACCCCCAAAUAUCCAUCAGAGUCAAGCGCAAAUGGGACUCUAGCAUUCCUGAACCACGAGGGCCUUGAUGAUAAGAACGACACUGUUGUCGUCGAUAACAAGCUCCUCCGCCCCGCCACCCACCACUUCGCCGAGGGCGACUUCAUCCCACCAGGCUUCUUCAAUCACGCACAACUAGAUGGAUUCACGCGUCGCUUCAGCUACUCUCAAUGGAACUAUGAAAUGCGUCGCGAGGCACAGCCUAUACUCCCAUUCCUUUAUCUGGGCCCCAGUUCUUGUCUCCGACCCCGUGAAUACCUCCGCAACCAAGGAUUCACACUUCUUCUCGGAAUUAGAAACACGCUCUCGGCUCAAGCGCGAUUAGUCUCUGGUGACAAGGCCGCUGCUGAACUCGGGAUCCUGGCUGGUACUAUUGAUGUCCUCGAUAAUCAGGAGCUGAUAUCUGCGUUUCCGCGCGCGAUUCGUCGCAUCAAUGAUCAUCUUGCCGGUCUGGAUAUGCCGGCUUCGAUAAAUUCGUCUACAGACUCUACCAUCAAGAAGAAGGUUCUUGUCUUUUGUGAAACGGGCAAUGAGCGUUCUGCCGGUGUGGUCAUUGCGUAUGUCAUGGCCAUGCUAAACCAUGAUUACAUGUCAGCGACUCAUUUGAUUCAGCAGCAUCGGUUCUGUGUGUCUAUUGAGGAACCCUUGAAACGGAUUCUUCAUGCCUUUGACUCUAUUCUUGCUGCUAAGCGGGAUGUGGAGCGUGCUAAGCGCAAUGCCGUUCAAAUGGGUGCUUCGACGCUUGCUCCCCCGCCUGUUACGCCUAUCGUGUUGGCUAGAAAGCGCAGUUUUCAUGAUUGUCUAUUUCAGGAUACGGCGAUGGAUGAUGAUGAUAUGGAUAUGGAUGCAGAUGAUUUCAUGCCAGACCGGAAGCCCGUUGCUCCGUUUCAAGACCGGGUAGUCUAG